Messenger RNA from Copidosoma floridanum, 3883 nucleotides. It is a transcript of the gene Syn1, whose product is annotated as Syntrophin-like 1. Gene Ontology annotation, molecular function: protein binding; structural molecule activity. Lineage: Eukaryota; Metazoa; Arthropoda; Insecta; Hymenoptera; Encyrtidae. Gene Ontology annotation, cellular component: intracellular anatomical structure; dystrophin-associated glycoprotein complex. The record is from RefSeq and is a predicted model, not a curated record.
AUUGCCAUGGGAGAAUAAGUUGACGGCUAUAGCCCCUCCCUCUCCACCUCCUAUCAUGCAUGGAGUAGAUCGUGUCAUAUCACGUUUAUAGGCAAAAAUUUUCGGAAAACUGCUGCUGAGCCGGCCAAACGACUUGUAGUAUCAUUAUAUAUUGUAUACACAAGCAGAUAACUCUAUUUUCUUUUAUUUCUUGAAAGUUGUAAUGUAUCUGAACGUGAACAUUGUCACCGUUGCAUUUGAGUUUUGCCCUUGUCAAGUGAAACAACAACCUGUUUGAAUUUAAACAAGCUCGUUGUAUUAGCUUGUAUUGUUUGUUGUAGUUGAUUACCAAGUGCAUCGAAUUCCCACCUACUUAGCAACGAUUCGGGUAUUUAAGUAAAUUUUGAAGAAAAAAAAAAAAAACGAAUAUUCUGUGAAGUGUGUGUGAGUGUGUGUGUGUGCGCGCGCGCGCGUGCGUAUAGUGUUUUACCAAGAAAUGAAAGGAUGUCCUACCAAGUGGACAUUAAAACGAAAAACAGCUUCCAAGAUUUAUGAAAAUAAACGGCAGUGUCUCGUAUGGCUACUGCCGCCGCUGAGCAAUAAUAAUAAAUAUCCAAGCAGGGCAAAGGUAAAUCCUAAAUUUCCGACCAUCUUAUACUUUGGAUAGGCGUAUUUUCAUACAUGUGUAUACACUCACAUGCAUACAUGUUAAACUCAGAGCCAAGGACUGGACUGUUGGAGAAGAAACUUAAGUUGCUGGUGUGUAACGUAUACUUUAGUUUUCGGUCAAUUCAAGAAAGCACCCAUCUCUCUGUGUCUUAUUCGCAUUCUUCUAUGAUGAUUAUUGGCCAUCGUCGGUAAUAACGAUCAAGUGCGCGAGUCACGAGGAGAUUGAAAUGGUCGAGCUAAGCGGGAACAGCGCUAGCGGCCAGUCGCAGCUGCAGCAUCAUCAUUAUCAGCAUCAGACGACGGGCGGCUCGGGCGUGACGACAGUGAUGGGACCGGCUCCGGUGGCUGCCUCCUCGGGCUUGUCCUUUACGUCGGGGCGCGCGGGUCUUCUCGAGACCCAGGUGCGCGGCCAGUGGUACAGGGUCUUCGUGUCCCUCGAGGAGGACUAUCUGAGCAUCUCGCUCGACGAGAGCUGCGACAGCAUGGUCGCCAGUGGUGUCAGUAGCAGCAGCGUCAGUUGCCUGACUGGCACGGGUACCAGUAGCAACGGCUUCAACAAUGGCAACGUCCAGGGUGCACCAAGUGCCAGUGCCAGUUGCACCGGCAGCAGCAGCAGCAACAACAACAACGACAGCUUGGGCGAUCCAGACGUGCCGGACUCGGUGGCAAACCAAAAGCGCACCGUGCGCGUCGUCAAAAGUGACAACAAUGGCUUGGGCAUCUCCAUCAAGGGAGGCAAGGAGAACAAGAUGCCCAUCCUCAUAUCCAAGAUAUUCAAGGGCAUGGCCGCCGACGCGACCGAACAGUUAUACGUGGGCGACGCGAUACUCGCUGUUAACGGCGAAGAUCUUCGCGAGGCUACCCACGACGAGGCGGUCAAGGCGCUCAAGAGGGCAGGCAAGGUCGUCGAGCUCGAAGUAAAGUACCUGCGCGAGGUGACGCCCUAUUUUCGCAAGGCCUCCAUCAUUCAAGAGGUUGGCUGGGAGCUGCAGCGCGGCUUUCUCAGCGCAGCACCACCGCCACCCAAGUCGCCACCUCGGGCUGAUACACGCUACUUGCCCCUUCAGCUGUGUCGGCUUACGCGGGCGCACCCGUCAUCCGAUCUCGAAGGCCGCGUGCUCGAGCUACACUCACCGGAUGGCGUUCACGAGUGCUGGCUAAGAGCCACCGAUACGGCUGAGGCCAAUGUCUGGUUCAACGCGCUACACUCUGCCCUCGCUGCGCUCACCCUCAAAGCACUCCGACUAGCAUCUGCUCUACACGAUCCCCCACAGCUUCAGCAUAUCGGGUGGCUCGCCAGGAGACACUGCGCACAGAAUGGCCGAGCAAGCAGCGAGAGCAGCGAGGAUGGAGCGGGCAGCAGCGCGAGCACGUCUCGAGGAGCCGGGAGCAGCUGUGCGGGUGGCUGGCGUAGCGUCUUUGGCGCCGUGUCCGGCAGAGAGCUCAGGCUGUACGAGUGCGCCCCGUGGAGUCCCGAGGCCUGGGCGUCGCCCAGCAUUACAUGUCCCCUCAUUGCUACGAGGCUGGUCUCGUCACCCGCAAAACAACAGAACGAGGCCUCCGGCGGCUGCUCAAACGCCGCGUCACAGUACGGCGCGACCUUCGCAGUACGCGUAGGCACGAUCGAUGGCGUCAUAACGCACAAUUUGAGGGCAGAGACCAGGAGGGACCUCGCCGCUUGGGCCAGGGCGAUAGUCCAGGGCUGCCACACGGCUGCUCACUCUCUCAGGGAGUACACCGUUCGCUGCUCGUGGCAGGGCAGAGCUUGCCAGCUGGUGGUCCACCACGAGGAGGGCUUCGCCCUGUACGCGGCGGGCACGCGAGGCGUGGCGGGCAACGGAGCGAGUCCCAGCUCGCCCCCUACGGCCCUUUGGCGGCGACCCUUCGACAAGCUCAGGAUGUCCGCGGACGACGGCGCUCGGCUGCUCUGGCUCGACUUUGUUGGCGACGACGCCGAAAUCGAACUGGACUUGGAGAGCUGCCCAAAGCCAAUAGUCUUUGUUCUGCACAACUUUCUCUCGGCAAAGAUCCACCGGCUUGGACUGAGCGCAUAGGGGUACGAGGGGGCCCCGACCGAGGCCCCCGACCUACCCCCCCAUACCACCCGAUCCGUCACCAGCGUCUUUCUCCACUGAAUUUCUGCGCUGCGCCACCCGUCUACCCCCUCCCUCGACACUUUCGCCCUCAAUAUCUAAAUUUUUAUCCAAACGAAAGCUAGGAGAGGCGCUUUGCAGCAAACAUUUUUAAAUUAUCAUCAUCAUCAUUGAAUUAUGAAAACGUAUCUUCUACGGUGGGCAGCUGUGCGGUGUGGCAUAAUUGAAAAUUUAAUCUAGUGGGUAUAUAUAUAUAUAUAUGUGUGUGUGUAUAUAUGUGUGUGUACACCGUAUGCAUGUACAUGUAUAUGUAUGUACUUGCUCACUAUUGUCAUACCAUACCAUAACCACCACGUGAAGAAAGUAUGAGCAUGUGGCGCGCGAGUGCGACAAAAUAAUAAAGUAAUCAAGUAUUUAUAGAUUGAGUGUGCGUGAGUGUCCGGAACAAAGGGCAUCACCGAUAAUCGAAUCGACCGAAGCCAUCCAAGAUAUUGAGUUGAGAGUAUUGUUGUAGGAAAUUUGUUGUAGUAAGCAUAGAUGUACGUCAUAAGGCAAAUAAAAAAUUUAAAAAAUAUUAAAAAUAAAAGCAAAAAAAAAAAGUGGACGUGUCGCGUGAAAAGUGAAAUGAAGAGUGCUAUAGCUGCUUCAUGUAUAUUAAUCAUCGACACCGAGUGGCCGAGAAUUUAGAGCGGCCAUGCAGAGAAGACUCAUGCUGUGCAUAAUAUUCAGUAUUGCGCUAUACGAAGCCAAGAAGAAUGUGACUGAAAAAAUGAAGCGAACAAAAGGUUUAGGUAACGUAAUGCGAUAUUGACGUUUGACGUAUCGAAUACCACGAGCCUAAUGAUGUAUGUGUGUGUAUGUGUGUAGUUAAAAACGAUACUUUGCGCGUCGAACUAGUAUUAUACAAGUAAUUAAUUAUUAUUACUAUGGAUACUCUGAGGAAUCAAUAAUGCUGUAUCUUAAGAUCUUAAGGUUAGAGGGGGCUGGGGAGCAGCCUAUGCCAUUAGUUUUUUAUAAUGCAUACGUACAUAAACUCUUGCGUACAAAAUAUCUUUAUCUAAAUUUGUGUACCUCUUAUCACCCGAUGCCCCGAUCUAAUAAUCUAGCAGGCAGGUCUUUGUUAAAAAAAAAAAAAAAAAAAA